Molecule: messenger RNA, 1286 nt
Organism: Varanus komodoensis (Komodo dragon)
Lineage: Eukaryota; Metazoa; Chordata; Lepidosauria; Squamata; Varanidae
Gene: SLC25A5
Product: solute carrier family 25 member 5
Exons: 4
Coding region: 154-1050 (298 amino acids)
Biological process (GO): mitochondrial ADP transmembrane transport; mitochondrial ATP transmembrane transport
Cellular component (GO): mitochondrial inner membrane
Molecular function (GO): ATP:ADP antiporter activity
Source: RefSeq, a predicted model, not a curated record
GUCUCAGCGAACAGGCACUCUCCCCGCUCCUUUUGCGCGCCCCCUUCGCAUCCGAUCGAAGCCGGCUGCUUUUCGGGGGCUUUCCGCUCGCCUCUUCCUCCGCCUUCGGCCCCCUUUCCGGCGUGCGCUUGGCCGCUCCCCAUCCCCGGCAUCAUGACAGACGCGGCGGUUUCUUUCCUGAAAGAUUUCUUGGCAGGCGGCGUGGCUGCCGCGAUCUCCAAGACGGCGGUGGCGCCCAUCGAGAGAGUCAAACUGCUGCUCCAGGUGCAACACGCGAGCAUGCAGAUCACAGCGGAGAAGCAGUAUAAAGGCAUCAUUGACUGUGUCGUCCGGAUCCCUAAAGAGCAAGGCUUCCUGUCUUUCUGGCGUGGCAACUUAGCCAAUGUGAUCCGGUACUUCCCCACGCAGGCCCUCAACUUCGCUUUCAAAGACAAAUACAAGCAGCUCUUCCUGGGUGGCGUCGACAAAAGAACCCAGUUCUGGCGUUACUUUGCCGGCAACUUGGCUUCAGGCGGGGCUGCUGGAGCGACUUCACUCUGCUUCGUCUACCCGCUCGACUUCGCCCGAACACGCUUGGCAGCUGACGUGGGCAAAGCUGGAGCCGAGCGUGAGUUCAAGGGGCUCGGCGAUUGCCUGGUCAAGAUCUUCAAGUCAGACGGCCUCCGUGGGCUCUACCAAGGCUUCAACGUGUCCGUUCAAGGCAUCAUUAUCUACAGAGCAGCUUAUUUUGGCAUCUACGAUACUGCAAAAGGAAUGCUUCCGGAUCCAAAGAACACCCACAUCUUGAUCAGUUGGAUGAUCGCCCAGACAGUGACAGCUGUUGCUGGCUUGACCUCUUAUCCUUUCGAUACAGUCCGGCGACGGAUGAUGAUGCAGUCUGGUCGUAAAGGGGCUGACAUCAUGUACUCUGGCACGAUCGACUGCUGGCGGAAGAUCGCCCGCGACGAGGGGGGCAAAGCGUUCUUCAAGGGUGCGUGGUCCAACGUCCUCCGAGGCAUGGGCGGCGCCUUUGUCCUAGUGUUGUACGACGAAAUUAAGAAGUUCACAUAAACUCCUUCCCAUUCUUGGAUGGCACUUAACUAUGUAAUGUUCAUGGACUGCGUCAGAAUUAUUUAUCCGUUCCCACUGAAGUUGCUACUGGUUGGCAGGGGGGCCACGAUUCUGCUUGCCUGACCUGUUUAUCGAGUCAUUCCCCUGACAAUGGGACUCAAACUUCAUUUUUAUUCAGUCACGCCUGUUAAAAUUAAGUUUGAGAGAAAAAUAAAAUAAAAAUCCUGGGAAAAAAA